GGGGAUGACGGAUCGGCGCGUGGCGGAGAAGUGCCACUGGGCGUAGCCAUCUCCACAUGACGGAGCGCUCUUCUCGCGCGCAUAGUUGAAGGUGAUGGAGUGUCCCAGGAUACAAAAUGCGCAUAAAUGCGUAUGCUAUUAGGUCGUAACGCGUUAUUGAAUACAACUGGUGGCUGAGUAAGGAGCGCAGAAGAAGGUACUUACGCGUUACAGUUUGCCUCAUAACGACGAAGCUUCCGUUGGGGGCUGUUGGAGCUGAGCUCUUCUCAGGCUUACUGAGCGGAUUCCCGAAUGGAAACAACCAUGUUCGGAACGAUGCAUGCAGCCUGGGGUUUAGGAACGCUGCUUACCUUCUUUUUCUCGUUACAAGUGGCUCAUGCACAGACGGGACUGCAGCUGACGCUACCGGCCAAAGUCAACGCCAUUGCCGGGGAGGAUGUCGUCAUCCCGGCAACUUACACCACCACCAGGCAGCUGAACCUGAUCGAGUGGAUCAAACGAGACGACGACCAGAAGGCUACACAAGUUUACACCUAUAACCCCUUGUUAGGAAACUCCAAGUCCUACGGACAGUUUGCCGGCAGAGCGCGUAUCGAGGAUCAGGCGUCCCUGAGGAUCAUGAGGGCGACUUCCAGCGACGCCGGCAGAUACUUCCUGAAGAUCAUGACGGAUGAUCUGGGAACUGAGGAGGCGAUCACUGAGCUCGUGGUGUUAGUCCCACCGGAAGUAAAAGUCGGUCCCCCGGGUCCACUUGUCAUCACAUCUGGUAAAAGCGUCACCCUGAAGUGCACCGUCUUCAACGGGAGACCCAACAACAUCACGUCCCUGUGGUGGGAAAAGGACAACAUGCCGAUAGAACACCUGAGGCUAGACGGGAUGAAGUACUCCGGCGGGUCCAUGAAGGUGCCGGCUCUGGUCGUGCGAUUUGUGGACAGGAUGGACGCCGGGAGGUACACGUGCGUGGUCCGACACCCGGCCUCCUCACGCCCCCUCAAAGCCAGUCUGACCCUGAAAGUUCUGUAUCCCCCGAGUGUGACGCGCAUCUCAGAGUCUCUGAUCGCCGAAGCGGAUGACAUGCUCACCCUGGAGUGUAUCGCCGACGGCUACCCCCUCCCUAACGUCACAUGGACCAGAGACGGCGUCCGUCUACCCUGCAAGCCGCAGAACCUGCCCCACAACUUGCGGGCCUGCUCACAAAUCUUCGAGGUCCUUAGAAUGAACGACACGGGAUCUUACAAGUGCUCAGCUACAAACGGCAUUGGUGAUGGCGACUCUAAGGCCCUAUUUGUGACAGUCAGACCGCCGACGAAAGGGCUGGACAUGUUUACGAUCGCCAUCGCCACUGGAGUGUUGGUGGGGUGUCUGUGGCUGGGCCUGUGUCUGGUCCUCCUGGGCUGCUACAUCAGGAAGCGACAACACGAGAAGGAAAGGAACAAGUUUGCGUUCUACUACAACCUCAUCGGUAGGGGUGAGGGCGCCAUUGAAGACAAGACUGCAGCGGCAGCAUCUACCACAGACGGCCCCAAACCACCAGACAAACCGAAGAUGUCUCCAUUGAAUACAGGGAUAGGAACCCUUCGGAAAAACAAGAAAGGCCAAGACAGACGGUUUGCAAGGGUUCUGUACCCGUACUCCCCGACAGACGAGAACGAGCUGCAGCUCGACAUUGAUGACGUCAUCGAGGUGCUGGAGGGAGAAAAUGGCGGCUGGUGCCUGGGGUACCUGAAGGGAAGGAUAGGCCUGUUCCCUUCAAACUACGCCGUGUUUCUGCCGACAACAGAGGCUAAAAAGGCAGUGGCAGCACAGCUUACAAACAUUGAAGGGAAGGGCAAGCUGAGCAUCUAACAUCCAGGGGGAAGCAGGAAGAGUACUCGAGUACGUCCGUCACGAUGCAUGAAAACGUCCCACUCCAUCAUUCCUACAGCAAAGAUGUACGAGAAUCACCCGAGCGGCAUUAGACAGGAUGGAAUGGGAGUCGCUUAAGGAAUACCCGUUGUAAAUGUGUAAUAAAGUGGGGCUGUUCUAUUGUUUGACGUACUAAUGGCAAAUAAUCCAUGACAUUAAGAAGUACUAAUUCAGUAGUAUGUUCAAUAAAAUGGGCUGUACAGAUCGAUGUAGGCUCGGCCGGCAGCGAUAUCCGCUGAGAAAUGUCUACAGUUUCCACAUCUAUAUCACACUAAGAUGUCCAUAAUGCAGUGCCACAUCGAUGUACGGAUUUUAUCUUUCCACAUGCCAUAAAAGAAAGUCCAGGCAUAAAUCUGAAAGUAACAUAGCAAUAUGAGGUGACGUGAUAUUGUCAUGAGGGUUUUAUUAUACUUACAAUGUUACAUGAAGAACGGCUGGCAAAUGAUACUGUAGUCGUGUACGUAUGCAGGUACAUGUACAUCAUUGUACGUGGCAGUAAACUGACGAAAUUUAAAGGCCAUCUUGUUCUUCUGUAUACGUAGUGUAGCGCGUUGUGUGAAUGCAGUUGUAAAUAUGUUCCCUCGCUCUUUCCAGUUUCUACUCAACUUGCCCAGCAAAAACGUGAUGACAUUUAUUGACUUUUUGACUAUACGUUAAGAACUAGCAUUGAAAAUGACUGGUGACUGUAAAAUACUGUUGUUGUUCAAUAACAGAAAAAAGGGGCAGUUUUUGUAACCCGUGUACCGCUUAACCUGUUUGAUAGUAACA
Molecule: messenger RNA, 2673 nt
Organism: Branchiostoma belcheri (Belcher's lancelet)
Lineage: Eukaryota; Metazoa; Chordata; Leptocardii; Amphioxiformes; Branchiostomatidae
Product: protein amalgam-like
Exons: 8
Coding region: 292-1845 (517 amino acids)
Biological process (GO): cell-cell adhesion
Cellular component (GO): cell-cell junction
Molecular function (GO): cell adhesion molecule binding
Source: RefSeq, a predicted model, not a curated record